Molecule: messenger RNA, 2854 nt
Organism: Pectinophora gossypiella (pink bollworm)
Lineage: Eukaryota; Metazoa; Arthropoda; Insecta; Lepidoptera; Gelechiidae
Exons: 4
Coding region: 737-2854 (705 amino acids)
Source: RefSeq, a predicted model, not a curated record
GUCGGAAUUUCGACCUGAUUUGUUUUUUAUAAGAUAGCUCUUGACUAGACUAACAACUUUUAUUCAGUAGAAAAUCUCUAGGAUUGAUAGUUUUCGAGAAAAAAAAUAUUGUUUAUUUUUUUGUAUGGAACAAAAUACAUUUUUUUUUCUAGAGUUGGGCUCAUUUGGCGCGGGUUUCGCGUUCAUAGGGUGUUAGACCAAUAUGUUCUGUACCAAAAACUAAUUUUACCUUCUGCCGCCACCUGCCGCCCCGCGAAUAAAGAGUGAUUGAAAAUCUCGAAAUUAAUUGCCGAUAUUUCGUAAACUACUUGCCUUAGCUGAAUUAUUUUUAUGGGUUUGCUAUGUAUUACAUUUUAGACAACUACUAAGUUCGUAAAAAGCAGCAAAAAUAAUAAAAUUGAAACUUUUAUUUUUUUUAAUAUGAUAGCUGACGAGUUUCAGAAACUAAGGGAAAUAGAUGCAAAUCGGUAAAGUAUAUCCUUAAACCUUUCAAAAGGUUAGUCAAAACAACAAAAACACGCAUACUUAUGCAUGCACCCUUUGAAGAUAAACAAACAAAUGAGUCAUCAUUAUACUUUGCUCCGAUUGGCUGUAUUAGCUCAGGUAGCUCGGGCGCCGGGCGUACCGUCACGUAAUGAGGUUCUAAUCAUGUGUAUUAAUAUCACACACCUAAUUGUUUGACCCCAUUCUGUUCUUGAACCUUAACUGUGAAAGGAUAUAGAAGUUACUAUUUGCAAUGGCUGGUUUUGGAAGUUAUUUAGAUUUUUUCCUUAUUUUAAGGGAAAGUGAUGAUUUAAAAGAUUACGAUCUUUUACUAAAUAAAAUAGUGUCAAAGAUACCAAACGAAAUAUCUGAAGGUGAUCGUUUAAAAAUUCGGGAAUUUUCCCGAGAAUUCACGAAGCGUUUAACUAAAAAGUGGAUUGAAGCAAACAGGUAUGAAAAAACAUUUAUGAAUCGGGAAGGAAAUCGCAAGUGGUUGGGAUCAACAAUUAAAUGGCCAAUGUGUGACACAUGUGACCUAAAUGCUAUUAUGGCUAUUCCUGGGGAAACACCUGAUGAAGACACGGAGAAUACGACUGCUGAGUUACCGAUCGAAUCUGUCAGCACUACAGACGCAUCGACUUCGACUAGACAAGAGAAAAGGGUGCCAUUUACAGAUUUAAGUAACAAGCAAAAGAAAAGACGGUCGAGCUCCUUUGUGGCUGAAAAUACCGAAGAAGAACUUCAGUAUUAUUAUAUAUCAAAGUUAAAGGAAAAUGGGAAAUCGGCUUUGGCAAAAAUUAUAGAGCAUCUUAGCAAUCACACUGAUUCAUUGGAAGAAGUAUCAAAGUUAAUAUUUAAAAAAGCGGAUAACCAAAAGCCCUUUUGUGAAGAUAAAUCUUUAGCGCUCAGCACAUCGCUUGAUCUAUCAAAAUGGAAAUAUCUGGUGCUAAGGAAGCUUCUUUUGGAUGAAGGCUCUACUUCGCUGCCAUCUUACCAGAAGCUUCUUGAGGCUAAAAAACGGUGUUACCCAUCUGAAGAACACGUGGAAGUGACAGAAACAGGUGCUCGCAUCAGGUUACAAGGACUAUUGGACCACACAAUCAAAAGGAUUAUGCAAGACAUGGGACCUAUCAGAGCUUCUUCGGAGCUAAAAUUGACAUGGAAGUGGGGCCUUGAUGGAUCAUCUUCUCAGAGCCAAUAUAAACAGAAAUCAUCGAAUCUCGAAUUUGAUGAUUCGGCUCUUGUGAUGACAAGCAUAGUGCCUCUGCGAUUGGUUGACUCUGCAGGGAUGACUAUCUGGGAAAACCCAAAUCCUUCGUCUACGUUUUAUUGCAGACCUGUGAAGUUCACGUUUAUUUCCGAAACUGCCUCAAUUAUAAAGACAGAGCACUUAGAAAUGGAGCGCGAAAUUUCAGAAUUGGUACCAACGCAGUGUGGUUCUGUGGACAUCGUUCAUGAACUGCAUAUGACGAUGAUAGAUGGGAAAGUGGCAAAUGUCAUCGCUGACGUCCCUUCGGCAGCAACGUGUCCCAUUUGUCUGGCAAAACCAAGCGAGAUGAACAAUUUGGGACUUUUAGCCAUGAAACCUAUUCGCGAUGAUUUGUGCCGCUACGGAAUUUCGUCGCUACAUAUGAAAAUAAGAUCUAUGGAGUGUCUACUUCAUAUAUCUUAUAAUAUGGAUUUUCAACGCUGGAGUGCACGAGGGGAGCACAAAGCAUUGAAAGAGGCGAAGAAAAAUGCCACGCAGCAAGAGUUUCGUGAAGAGACGGGACUCCUUAUAGAUAUUGUUAAACAGGGUUUUGGAACAACAAAUGACGGAAAUACUGCAAGGCGCUUCUUCCAAGACUACAAAAGAUCAUCCAGAAUAACCGGGAUUGAUGAAAAUUUAAUUCUACGGUUUGCUGUUAUUUUACAAGUAAUAGCUUCAGAAAAGAAGAUCAAUAUUGAGAAGUUCAGAAGCUAUUGCAAAGAAACGGCAGAAUUAUUUGUACAUUUGUAUCCAUGGUACUAUAUGCCAGCAAGUGUAUAUAAACUGCUGCUGCAUGGAGCAGAAAUAUGCAGUCACUUUGGACUUCUACCAAUUGGAACCUUAUCAGAAGAAGCCUCGGAAGCUCGCAACAAAGAUUUCAGAAAUGUGAGAGAAAAACACACGAGGAAAAAAGGAAGAAUCGUUGCAAACGAGGACAUUCUCUACGGACUUUUAAUAAGUUCAGACCCGCACAUUUCCCGAAUAAGGCCGAAAUUUUCAAAGGAAACUCAUCAGUCAUUAUAUGAUGAUGCUGUUAAUUUGCUUCAUUUUGAGGACCCUGACUUUGAAGAAGAGGAAUGCUCUCAAGCAGAACCUGAAGACAUUUCUGAUCCACUGGAAUAA